Molecule: messenger RNA, 1393 nt
Organism: Manacus vitellinus (golden-collared manakin)
Lineage: Eukaryota; Metazoa; Chordata; Aves; Passeriformes; Pipridae
Product: trifunctional purine biosynthetic protein adenosine-3
Exons: 11
Coding region: 32-1393 (453 amino acids)
Biological process (GO): purine nucleobase biosynthetic process
Molecular function (GO): phosphoribosylamine-glycine ligase activity; ATP binding; metal ion binding
Source: RefSeq, a predicted model, not a curated record
GGAGCAGUUUCCACUGUCACUAAACCCCAGGAUGAGUUUCCUUAGGGGUUCCUGCUGUGCUCUGGGUGGUUCAGUCUCUGAUAUUCCAUCCAUGGCUGAGCAGGUGCUGGUCAUCGGCGGUGGGGGCAGAGAACACGCCCUGGCCUGGAAGUUGGCCCAGUCCCCACAUGUCAAACACGUGUUUGUGGCUCCAGGGAAUGCAGGAACAGCUGACAAUGGAAAAAUUUCCAAUGCAGCUGUUCCAGUCAGUGACCACGCUGCCCUCGCCCAGUUCUGCAGAGAUCAAGACAUCAGGCUGGUGGUGGUUGGUCCAGAGGUCCCUCUUGCUGCUGGGGUUGUGGAUGACCUGACAGCAGCUGGGAUCAGGUGUUUUGGCCCCACAGCAAAGGCAGCUCAGCUGGAGUCCAGCAAGAGCUUUUCCAAGGCCUUCUUUGAGCGUCAUGGCAUCCCAACUGCGAGGUGGAAAGCCUUCACUGAGCCCAAGGCAGCCUGCAGCUUUAUUAACAGUGCAAACUUCCCUGCUCUGGUGGUGAAAGCCAGUGGCCUGGCAGCUGGCAAAGGAGUCAUCGUGGCCUCAACCAAGGCAGAGGCCUGCAAAGCUGUCACUGAAAUGAUGCAGGAUAAGAGUUUUGGCACAGCUGGGGAAACUGUCGUUGUUGAAGAGCUUCUUGAAGGAGAAGAGAUUUCUUGCUUGUGUUUCACCGACGGCGUCACCGUCGCGCCGAUGCCGCCCGCCCAGGACCACAAGAGGCUGCUGGAUGGGGACGAGGGGCCCAACACGGGAGGGAUGGGAGCCUACUGCCCAGCUCCUCAGAUUUCUAAAGAUCUGCUGCAGCAAAUCAGAGACACUGUACUUCAGAAGACUGUUGAUGGCAUGAGGAAAGAAGGUGUCCCCUAUUUGGGUGUGCUUUAUGCUGGAUUAAUGCUCACCAAAGAUGGGCCUAAAGUUCUGGAGUUUAACUGCAGAUUUGGUGACCCAGAGUGUCAGGUAAUUCUGCCCCUGCUGCAGAGUGAUUUGUACGAGGUCAUGCAGGCAGUUGUGGACAAAAGGCUCUCCAGCUCCCUGCCAGCGUGGCUGGAGGGCAGUGCAGCUGUGACCGUGGUCAUGGCCAGCCAGGGCUACCCGGGGGCCUAUCCCAAGGGCUUGGAAAUCACAGGGCUGGCCCAGGCCCAGCAGCUGGGGCUGGAGGUGUUCCACGCUGGCACGGCCCUGUGGGACGGCCGGGUGGUGACCAGCGGGGGCCGCGUGCUGACCGUCACCGCCCUGGGCCACGACCUGCCCACGGCCCUGCAGCAGGCCAACAGGGGGGUGGCCUCCAUCCACUUCCAGGGGGCCAUCUACAGGAAGGACAUUGGUGCUCGGGCCAUAGCCUUCCUCAGGCAAUCCAGGUAG